This is a messenger RNA of Lichtheimia ornata, 2754 nucleotides long. RefSeq lists its product as uncharacterized. Gene Ontology annotation, biological process: regulation of DNA-templated transcription; DNA-templated transcription. Bases 1 to 2754 code for a protein of 917 amino acids. Lineage: Eukaryota; Fungi; Mucoromycota; Mucoromycetes; Mucorales; Lichtheimiaceae. The record is from RefSeq and is a predicted model, not a curated record. The transcript is spliced from 4 exons. Gene Ontology annotation, molecular function: zinc ion binding; DNA binding; DNA-binding transcription factor activity, RNA polymerase II-specific.
AUGGAGGAAUCAGCACCAUCAGGGGCAGCAGACUCGGGCGAAAUGGCUCAUGCGAUACCGCCAUCGAGUAAUGUGGGUGGACCAAAGAGGAACAAGAUCAGUAGAGCGUGCGAUGAGUGUCGUAAACGAAAGGUUCGAUGUGAUGGCGCACAGCCUUGUUUACGUUGUCAAAAGAGCAAGACUGAAUGCGUAUUUGUCAAGGUGACGCCAAAAAGAGGUCCUCCAAAGCAAUACGUUGAAACUCUUGAGCCCCGACUGCGUGAUUUGGAGCAAGUUCUUCGUGCAUUACAACUCGAUACUGAACCAUACGACGCGUCUCUUGUAUUGCAACGUGAUUCAAAUGAGAUGACCUAUGCAGCUGAUUAUUUACAAGCAUCAUCAUUACAGCAGCAUCAACAACCCCAAUCAGAUACCAUGCGAGUGGGAGACACGGGUCAAGGAUUAUACAUUUAUGAUUGCAUGACACGUAUCGAUCGUAUUCCAUCCAUCUAUGAAGACUAUUUCUAUGGCACACCACAAGCUCCAGUGUUGCUAGGAGACGUGACAGAGCCUGCACAACCAAAGCUUCAUCCACAAACGCUUGCAGCCACGACCAUUCAGAUGGAUUUGAUUCAACUCUACUUCAUGCAUGUUCAUCCUUAUCUACCGAUUCUCCACCGGGCCUCAUUUCACGCUCAAUUGCAAAAGGCACCCUGUAUCCUUUUACUCAAUGCAAUGUACGCUGUCGCCUCAAGGUGGCAUCCCUCUGCACGAGAAGCCGUUAGCAAUGAUGGUCAUCCUCCAGGGUGGCGUUAUUAUCAGGCAGCAUUCAGUUUGAUUGAUAUUUAUACCGACACACCUCGUCUAUCCACGGUGCAGGCACUGUUGUUGAUGGUCAAAUAUCAGGAGCAUGUAAGAAGACCUGGUUUCUUUUGGCGGACACGGUACUAUUUCCAAAACAUUGUACACAUGUGUCGAGAUCUUGGAUUAUGCAAGGCACUUGGACCUGGAUUUCAACUCGACAUGGCUACUGCAGAGCAACGUAGGCGGACAUUUUGGGCUGUGUAUGCUUACGACAUUAUGAUGAGCACUGAAUUGGGUGCAGAGCCUCAUUUCUCAGAGAGUACUUGCACCAUUGAUUAUCCAAAUCUGCUUCCUGAUGAGACACAGCCUGAAGAUCGUGAAGCAUUACUACAUUUCCACUGGUUGGCAAAACUUGUUCAUAUCCAUGGCAGCAUCUUGCACUUUGUACGCAAAAAAUACACCCGACCAUUGAUGGGAAGUGUUUCCAAUCGUAAGGAAUCGGAUGACAGCACCACGUUCAGGCACCUACAACAGCGAUUGGAAGACUUGGGAACCAAAAUGUCGAGCGUGGUGAAGCCUUCGGGGCAUUCGUAUGCAUCCUCAUUCCAAUUAUUACUCCUCCAUUCAAGUACGAUUCUUUUACAUCGACCUUAUGCUUUGGAUCAGGAAUCAAGUGUAUCACAAGAACGAUGUACCGAUUCAGCAUCUACCAUCACCCAUCUUGUCGAGAACUUGUUGAAUACACGUGGCGUGGAAUGCUUUUAUUAUCCUGUGCGAGGGAUUCAGUAUACCGUGUAUUGUUUGGCAGCUGCUAUUACCGUGCACAAAUGUUUAUCGGAUAUUCAGGGACAUCAGGAAGCAUGCAACAAGUCGUUGGCUGUAAUGCAACAAUUGUUGGAUAAGACACCAGCGACUGAAGUGGAUGCUAUGAGCGAAUCAUUUCAACAACAGCAACAACAACAAGAAUUCUUACAGCAACAAUGGUCACCAUCAGCUAUGGAUACGAGUCUUAGUCCCUCAUCAUCAAGAUCUUCACCCAUCCUGGCAUCAUCAAACGACGUGGUACGAUCCAAAUCAAGACGCACAAGUCUAGCGUCAUUACCUGGUGCUAGUAGUAGCAGUGGUAACAAUGUCACCAAUACUGCAACAAGUAAACGACGUGCACGUGCAGCAUCUCAUUUGGGCACACUCAUCAGCAACAGCAAUGCUACGCCUACAGCUACGACUGCUACUAGUACCACGACUACAACAACAGCCACGCUUGGUCAUCCGCCAUCAGGAUUUUUGCAACAAGGAGGUGUCGUAGCAUCAAGGAAUCCUGUAGCUGAGCAACGCAUGCGAGCAGGAUCGCAACAUCGACUUUCCAUGCCCAUCCUAGGAUACCAAUCAUCAUCACCAUCAUCAUCACAAUACAACUUUUCACAACCACCUUCAGCUACAGCAACAGGCCUGUACAACACCGAUUUUUAUGCAGCCUUGGGUGGUGCAGCUCCUCUUGCUACUUCAAGUAAACCCAGCCCAUUUUACAAGCAGGCAUUGCGUAGCUCUUCCGUUGCCGCUGCAGCUGCGGCACAGCAACAGCAACAGCAACAACAACAGCAACAGCAACAGCACAUGAAUCAACCUUCACCACCACAAUACCAGGGAAUUAUUGAACAGCCCAUGCGAACCGUAUCCACACCUUAUACAAAUCGACAAAUUGCUGCAAGUCAUCGACGCCAUACAAUCUCAGGAACAUAUCAACAGCAACAACAACAACAACCCAUGAUGAGUAGCGUAAUGGAAGACCAUGUUCAGCCAUUGGAGCAAGAAUUGUUUCAUGAUCCACAACAACAAGACAUGUUGAUGGAUUAUCCUAUGGACCCUGGUAUGGCACUUGACCCUUCUCCUCCACAACCCACAACAGGAUCCAUGAUGGAACUCUUACUUGAUCCAGCCACGCAUCAUCCUUUUAUGGAACGAGGUGCUUGA